Molecule: messenger RNA, 1671 nt
Organism: Alternaria rosae
Lineage: Eukaryota; Fungi; Ascomycota; Dothideomycetes; Pleosporales; Pleosporaceae
Exons: 5
Coding region: 1-1671 (556 amino acids)
Cellular component (GO): mitochondrion
Source: RefSeq, a predicted model, not a curated record
AUGCAGUCACUACGCAGAACAGCAGUGGCUGCUGCCCGGACGAGCCGCACCUCACUCACGCGCCAGUCGCGCCGCUUCGCACACGAUGAGCACGCUCACGGCCACCCGACCCCAGCCGCCGACGAGCCCAUGGGCUAUGGCUUCUUUAUGACCGUUGGCGUCAUCCCCGUUGGAAUCGCCGUAUACGCCUUGUCGCGACCGGACGGCGAGAACAACGAGCCCUACAUUACCCGCAUGAUCUCCAAUGCGACGGCUGGGCUACACGAGAAGUGGACUUCGCAGAACGACCACCACGUGCGUAUGAUCGAGCAGGCGGGUGAGGACAGGGUGCUGUUCGCGAACACACGGCCUCAGGAAUACGUCGACAUGAAGUUCCCAGAGAUCAUGAACGUCGGAUCGCCAUACAACGUUCCCGCCGGAAGCCAAGUGCAGAUGGACAAAGUCAUUGAGAAAUAUAAGAAGCUGGCGUACGAGGACAAUGAGCGCAAGCUGGAGAAGUUGAGGAAUAACGACAUCUCGUCCGAGACGCCCGUAACGGGCCCGAAGACCCGCGUUAAGAAGGCGCCUGACAUACAGAUGUCCAGUCCUGUCGCAUUGCGCACUCGAAGCAUGCCGCUCCUUCCCUUUCGCAGAAGGAAGGUAGUUGCGGCCGCUACGGCUCCAGACUCGGCCCCAUUGCUCCCCGAACUCAACUUCACCGCCCGCAAGAGGAAUGACAUGAACGGGUCAGCUUGGACCACCGACGACACUUCUCGCACUGCGAACGCCGCACCAGCACGCACGACCUCGACCACCACCAUGCCCUCAUACACAUCGCCCCGCAACGUCUCAGGCCCGCUAGCUGUCGACAAAGCCGCCAUGGCUGCCGCCGAUGAGAACAGCCCGUGGGCCCGCCCCAACCACUACAGCACCCCCAACUCAAAGACAUCGCAAUACAUUGAUAAGAUCACACAAGAGAAUGACCGCCUGCGACGGGAACUCAGGGCAGAAAAGCUCGCAAGAGAAGAUGAAGCCAAGCGUGUGUCGGCUGCACAAACCAAAGCCGAAGACUCCCGCGCCGAGUACCAACAUCUCCAAGUGCUUGCCGACACCAAUGCGCGAGCCAUAGAGCGGAAAGACCGGAAGCUAGAAGAACUCAAGGCCACACUCGACGCCGAAAUACAAAGAAGGAAGUCCGCCGAACAGCGAGCCGAAGAAGCGCUGCGGAUGCUGGGCGACACACGAUCCGAGACGCAACGACAGCUUUCGCAAGCAUACGAGAUGAGGGGCAUGGCAGACACGAACCUCGAAACAGCACGAGACGGCUUCAAGCGCAUCACCGACGGCUACGAGAAGAAGGUCCGCCAAAUCAACGAUGAGCUUAAUGAGUUACGGAGAAAGCGCCUCGAAGACGCCGAUAAGAUCAAGCGGCAAGCCAUCAUUAGCGACCAGCUACAACACGAAUCUUCGCGAUCCACACGGGCCGAGGCCAAGCUGGUCAACCUGAUGGAGGCAUACAAGAAGGAGCACCGGAAAGAGAUGGAUGCUCUCAUACAGGAAGCAGAGCGGCUGCGACGCGCACUACCAGAGAAGGAACGAGAGGCGCAGAAACUUGUCGAUUCGUUGGAGCAAACCCGCGAUAAGAUGCGAUGGGUCAUGACUCAGCAUGAACGGCAAACUGGGGGCAAAUGA